Messenger RNA from Rhipicephalus sanguineus (brown dog tick), 905 nucleotides. RefSeq lists its product as uncharacterized. NCBI's taxonomy places the organism in Eukaryota, Metazoa, Arthropoda, Arachnida, Ixodida, Ixodidae. The record is from RefSeq and is a predicted model, not a curated record. The transcript has 3 exons. The coding region runs from base 20 to 808 and encodes 262 amino acids.
GUCCGGCAGCACGCUAAAGAUGACCCGUGCUAACGUUCCUCGCUUCUUCCUGGUGCAGUUUCUCGGACUCUGGAGUUUGCAGCUACUGGAGCCUUCCGGCCUCUGUACCACGUUCCCACCAUCUGCUGUCAGGCCAUGGCCGGACGCGACGCCUCUGCUGCCCGAGCAUCAUGCGGUGGGACUAUUCUGGUCCUCAAAUCAACCUGUCUUCGGAGCAUCCCGGUCUGCGCACUUCGUGCCCGGCCGUCGACCGUAUCAACAAGCAUCGUGGCUUUCAGUCGGCCACUUGAACACCGGAACCACCCCUGCACAUUCCACGCAUGCGUGGGAUUUGGUUAAAAAGCAAGCUCGGAGCAACACGCCUUUCAGUGGGUCCGGCAGCACGCUAACGAUGACCCGUGCUAACGUUCCUCGCUUCUUCCUGGUGCAGGUAAUGAACUCUUAUUGCCUUUACGCAAAACCAACUAGUCACCGAGCACUCCUGGUGCUGCCGGGCCCACGGCGUUUUUGUUCCAUUGAAUCACUCGACAGCGGUUCAGUUCCACAUGACUGGCAGGUGGGCAAGGUCAUCCCAGUCUUCAAGAAAGGAAGCCGAGCAUCGCCGAAUAACCCAUACAUCAGAAGAGCCCACCGCAUUUCCCGCAACAGUCACUGUAACGCAGUAUAUCCACCACAAGCCCAUACUGUGACCUUUCAUCAAUCGUUUUUCCUGCGCACAGCCCAAGACUGGAAUGACCUGCCCACCGAAGUCGCCACCAUCAUCGACACCCAAGCAUUUAAACGGCUCAUCGAAACUAUCCCAUCAUAACUACCAUUAUAUUGUUAGCCUUUGUAAUACCCACUCCCUCAUGUAAUAUCCCAACCGGGACCUUUGAGGUAAUAAAAUGAAUGAAUGAAUGAAUGAA